GUCCCGCCCCUCCCUCCUGUGCUCCCUGCCGUCCUCCCUGCUCCGGGCCCCACCCGGCUCAGACGGCUCCGGACGGGACCGCGAGCACAGGCCGCUCCGCGGGCGCUUCGGAUCCUCGCGGGACCCCACCCCCGCCCAGCCUACCCAGCCCGCUGCAGCCGCCAGCGCGCCCCGUCGGCAGCUCUCCAUCUGCACGUCUCUCCGUAAACCCAGUGAGCCGUGUGCAGCUACCAUGUUCAGCUGGCUGAAGCGGGGCGGGGCACGGGGCCAGCAGCCCGAGGCCAUCCGCACGGUGACCUCGGCCCUCAAGGAGCUGUACCGCACGAAGCUGCUGCCACUGGAGGAGCACUACCGCUUUGGGGCCUUCCACUCGCCAGCCCUGGAGGAUGCAGACUUCGACGGCAAGCCCAUGGUGCUGGUGGCCGGCCAGUACAGCACGGGCAAGACCAGCUUCAUCCAGUACCUGCUGGAGCAGGAGGUGCCCGGCUCCCGCGUGGGGCCCGAGCCCACCACCGACUGUUUUGUGGCCGUCAUGCACGGGGACACUGAGGGCACCGUGCCCGGCAACGCCCUCGUCGUGGACCCGGACAAGCCCUUCCGCAAACUCAACCCCUUCGGAAACACCUUCCUCAACAGGUUCAUGUGUGCCCAGCUCCCUAAUCAGGUCCUGGAGAGCAUCAGCAUAAUCGACACCCCGGGUAUCCUGUCGGGUGCCAAGCAGAGAGUGAGCCGCGGCUACGACUUCCCGGCAGUGCUGCGCUGGUUCGCGGAGCGCGUGGACCUCAUCAUCCUGCUCUUUGAUGCGCACAAGCUGGAGAUCUCGGACGAGUUCUCGGAGGCCAUCGGCGCGUUGCGGGGCCAUGAGGACAAGAUUCGCGUGGUGCUCAACAAGGCCGACAUGGUGGAGACGCAGCAGCUGAUGCGCGUCUACGGCGCGCUCAUGUGGGCGCUGGGCAAGGUGGUGGGCACGCCCGAGGUGCUGCGCGUCUACAUCGGCUCCUUCUGGUCCCAGCCUCUCCUCGUGCCGGACAACCGGCGCCUCUUCGAGCUGGAGGAGCAGGACCUCUUCCGCGACAUCCAGGGCCUGCCCCGGCACGCCGCCUUGCGCAAGCUCAACGACCUGGUGAAGAGGGCCCGGCUGGUGCGGGUUCACGCUUACAUCAUCAGCUACCUGAAGAAGGAGAUGCCCUCUGUGUUUGGGAAGGAGAACAAGAAGAAGCAGCUGAUCCUCAAACUGCCCGUCAUCUUUGCGAAGAUUCAGCUGGAACAUCACAUCUCCCCUGGGGACUUUCCUGAUUGCCAGAAAAUGCAGGAGCUGCUGAUGGCUCAUGACUUCACCAAGUUUCACUCGCUGAAGCCGAAGCUGCUGGAGGCGCUGGACGAGAUGCUGACUCACGACAUCGCCAAGCUCAUGCCCCUGCUGCGGCAGGAGGAGCUGGAGAGCACCGAGGUGGGCGUGCAGGGGGGCGCUUUUGAGGGCACCCACAUGGGCCCGUUUGUGGAGCGGGGACCUGAUGAGGCCAUGGAGGACGGUGAGGAGGGCUCGGAUGACGAGGCCGAGUGGGUGGUGACCAAGGACAAGUCCAAAUACGACGAGAUCUUCUACAACCUGGCGCCUGCCGACGGCAAGCUGAGCGGCUCCAAGGCCAAGACCUGGAUGGUGGGGACCAAGCUCCCCAACUCGGUGCUGGGGCGCAUCUGGAAGCUCAGCGACGUGGACCGCGAUGGCAUGCUGGAUGAUGAGGAGUUCGCGCUGGCCAGCCACCUCAUCGAGGCCAAGCUGGAGGGCCAUGGGCUGCCCACCAACCUGCCCCGUCGCCUGGUGCCACCCUCCAAGCGACGCCACAAGGGCUCUGCCGAGUGAGCCGGCCCCCCCCCCAUGGCCCUGCUGUAGCUCCCCAGCUCCAGUCAGCUGCACGCACACCCCUGCCCCGGCUCACACACGCCCUGCCUGCCCUCCCUGCCCAGCUGUAAGGACCGGGGGUCUCCCUCCCCACUACCGCCAGACACCCAGGUAGAAGCACUUAGAGGGGACCACGGGAGGGAGAAGGCUUCUCUGUCCGCCCUUCACACCUCUAGCCUCACGUUCACUUAGGCACAUCACACAGACACUGGCACUCGCAGGCAUCCAUCCAUCCGUCAUUCAUUCAAAUAUUUAUUGAGCACCUACUAUAUGCCCAGCCCUGUUCCAGGCACCGGGCAUUACCAUAGAGAACAAAAUAGACAAAUACAUCUGCCCUCAUGGAAGGUGACAUUCCCAGGAGAGGGCACCUACACAGUCACGCAAACACACACUAAUUCCUGGCAGGACCCCAGCCCCUCCCCUGGGUGAGCAGCCCUGUGGUUGAAAUGACUAACAGAGAAACAGAGCCCCUUCUGCUCCGCUUCCUCCUGCCCAGCCCGGCAACACCCUCAACCCACUCCAUCACAUCCUCAGGUCUCGGGACCAUGGGGGGCUCAGAGGGGAGACACGCCUACUGCUUCCUCAGAUGGGCCCCUAUGCAGCCCCUCCCCUUGCUCGGGGAAAGCCCCCAGUUCUGCCCAUACGCAUUUAUUUCCUUCCUUCCUUCCUUCUUUCCUUCCUUCCUUCUUUCCUUCCUUCCUUCUUUCCUUCCUUCUUUCCUUCCUUCCUUCCUUCUUUCCUUCCUUCCUUCCUUCCUUCCUUCUUUCCUUCCUUCCUUCUUUCCUUCCUUUCUUCCUUCCUUCUUUCCUUCCUUCCUUCUUUCCUUACUUCCUUCCUUCUUUCCUUCCUUCCUUCUUUCCUUCCUUCCUUCCUUCUUCCCUUCCUUCUUUCCUUCCUUCCUUCUUUCCUUCCUUCCUUCCUUUUUUUUGUUUUUGCCCCCAAUUCUGUCCACACCCAUUUCCUUCCUUCCUUUCUUUUCUUUUCUUUCUUUCUUUUUUUUUUUUUUUUUUUAUGGAAUCUUGCUCUGUCGCCCAGGCUGGAGUGCAGCGGUGAGAUCUCAGCUCACUGCAACCUCCACCUCCUGGGUUGAAGUGAUUCUCAUGCCUCAGCCUCCUGAGUAGCUGGGACUGCAGGCACGCGCCACCACGCCCAGCUAAUUUUUGUAUUUGAGUAGAGACGGGGUUUCACCAUGUUGGCCAGGCUGGUCUGGAACUCCUCAUCUCAGGUGAUCUGCUCGCCUCGGCCUCCCAAAGUGCUGGGAUUACAGGCAUGAGCCAUCGUGCCCGGCUUCACACCCAUUUCUUUAAAAAGGAUCCCGUAGCAGGCAGAAAAGCCCCUUCCAUCCUGCUCUUCCGAGACUGUACCCCCUUGGAGGUAUUUCCGUCCUCCACCCACGCGUCUGUGGCUGGAAAUGCCCAGCCUGCUCCUGGCCCCCUGGAAGCCUCCCCACAGCUGGUGAUCUGGACUUAAGGAUUGCUGGGCCACCGCCUCUCUGCCCACCACCAUUCCAUAUUUAAGUGGGGCCCCUACGUAGAAAGGCCCCGGGGCUUUAUUUUAGUCUCCUUUUCAGGGAUGUCGUGGGCGGGGGAGGGGGGUUCUUGGUGCUACAGCCCUCUCCCCACCCCUAAAGGGCCCCGACGCUGUUUGCUGCCUUCACCACGUAUGAGUGCUUGACCCUGGCAGGGGACCCCAUGGAAAAGAUGGGGAAGAGCAAAAUACAUGGAGACGACGCACCCUCCAGGAUGCUCGCUGGGAUUCCCACGCCCACCAUUGUCCCCCACCCCGUGGCUGGGAGGGGCCUCUGAACGGAACAGUGUCCCCACAGAGCGAAUAAAGCCAAGGCUUCUUCCCA
Messenger RNA from Pongo pygmaeus (Bornean orangutan), 3755 nucleotides. RefSeq names its product EH domain containing 2 (gene EHD2). The coding region runs from base 233 to 1864 and encodes 543 amino acids. The record is from RefSeq and is a predicted model, not a curated record. Gene Ontology annotation, cellular component: cytoplasm; plasma membrane. The transcript has 6 exons. Lineage: Eukaryota; Metazoa; Chordata; Mammalia; Primates; Hominidae. Gene Ontology annotation, biological process: endosomal transport; endocytosis. Gene Ontology annotation, molecular function: calcium ion binding; GTP binding; protein binding.